This is a messenger RNA of Sceloporus undulatus (fence lizard), 3600 nucleotides long. It is a transcript of the gene GPAT4, whose product is annotated as glycerol-3-phosphate acyltransferase 4. The transcript has 14 exons. The record is from RefSeq and is a predicted model, not a curated record. Gene Ontology annotation, cellular component: endoplasmic reticulum. NCBI's taxonomy places the organism in Eukaryota, Metazoa, Chordata, Lepidosauria, Squamata, Phrynosomatidae. Gene Ontology annotation, molecular function: glycerol-3-phosphate O-acyltransferase activity. The coding region runs from base 916 to 2283 and encodes 455 amino acids. Gene Ontology annotation, biological process: triglyceride biosynthetic process.
ACGUCGAUGCUAAGGGAGAAAAAGGAGCAGCCGCGGCGGCGGUGGUGGUAGUGACGCGCGCAUGCGUAGAGGCACGCGGUAGUUGAGGCGACGGCGGCGCCUCUUUAGCCGGAGCUGAGUAGGGGAGGGGGGGCAAGGAGAGAGAGGAAAGCGAAAGAAAAAGACGGCGGCUGCGGCGGCAGGUCUGAAGACUCAUCGCGGAUCCUGAACAUCCUGAAUCAUAGCGGACCCUAUAUUUCCAAGGGAAGAUGGCCAUAAUGUCACAUUGGGGGGCCUCCAGAUGCCAGGGGAGACCCUAUUUUUGGGGGUGCGGUGUUUGGGAUCUAUGAAUGCUGUACCCUCUGAAGCAGUUUCCAAAAGAAGAGGAAAAACACCCAGUGUAACUUUCUGCUAUGGAGUGAAACAAGAGUCCUUUGGAACGAUGCUUACCACAAGCUAUUUGAGAGACUUAGAGCCAGUCUUUGCAUCCCAGAGGCAAGAACUUUAACUCUGCAGGCCAGUGGCUCUCCUCAAAUGCAGGGCAAGGGAGGGAGCUCGCCUCAGCCUUGCAAAGAGACGUUUCAUACCCUCAACAGUUCCCAAGGGCCUCGUUUUCCUGGCUUUCCAGGAGCUUCCCUGUCACACAACUUAGUUGGCUACCCUUUUUGUAGCCAUCCCAUACUGGGCCAGUCUUCACAGUUUCCGUCUCUGCUGUGGCAUCUUUCCAGGCUGGAUGAUGGGGAUUCUUUCCAACCUCAGGCCCAUCAGAGACAGGAUGUGAACAUUGAAAUGGCAUCUCUGAUAGGCUGCGGACGUACUGCAUGCACAGCGUUGCCACUGAGUGACAGGCGAACUGGCUGAUUGCUCCAGGCCAUCUCUUUCUGCCCGUCUCAGGAUUUUGUAGGGCACUGGCCUCACCUGCCCCUCCCUCUCAUCAUGUUUCUACUGCUGCCGUUUGACAGCCUGGUGGUGAACCUGCUAGGCAUUUCCCUAACCGUCCUCUUCACCCUACUAUUGGUUUUCAUCAUCGUGCCAGCCAUCUUUGGAGUUUCCUUUGGUAUCCGACAGCUUUACAUGAAAACGCUGCUGCAGAUCUUCCAGUGGGCAACGCUGAGGAUCGAGCGUGGUGCCAAAGAGAAGAAACAUCCACUUUAUAAGCCCUAUGUCAACGGCAUCAUUGCAAAGGAGCCCACUUCACUGGAGGAAGAAAUUAAGGAGAUCAGGCGGAGUGGGAGCAACAAGGCCCUGGACGCCCCGGAAUUUGAGCUCUCUGACAUCUUCUAUUUCUGCCGCAAGGGCAUUGAGACCAUCAUGGACGAUGAGGUGACCAAACGUUUCUCGGCUGAAGAGCUGGAAUCUUGGAACUUGCUGAGCAGGACCAACUAUAAUUUCCAUUACAUCAGCCUGCGUCUUACAGUCCUAUGGGGGCUCGGCGUCUUGAUCCGCUACUGCUUCUUGCUACCACUCAGGGUAGCCCUGGCUUUCACUGGCAUUAGCCUCUUGGUGACAGGCACGACUGUGGUGGGCUAUUUGCCCAAUGGAAGGUGCAAGGAGUUCCUGAGCAGGCAUGUCCACCUAAUGUGUUACCGGAUUUGUGUGCGAGCUCUUACAGCCAUCAUCACCUACCACCACAGAGAGAACAGACCCCGCAAUGGAGGAAUCUGCGUGGCUAACCACACCUCCCCAAUUGAUGUCAUAAUUCUGGCCAGCGAUGGUUACUAUGCCAUGGUGGGCCAGGUACAUGGAGGGCUCAUGGGGGUGAUCCAGAGGGCCAUGGUCAAGGCCUGUCCCCAUGUCUGGUUUGAACGCUCUGAAGUUAAGGAUCGCCAUCUGGUGGCCAGAAGGCUGUCAGAGCAUGCUCAUAAUAAAAAUAAGUUGCCCAUCCUGAUUUUCCCAGAAGGCACUUGUAUCAACAACACAUCUGUGAUGAUGUUCAAGAAAGGGAGCUUUGAAAUUGGUGCCACAGUUUAUCCUGUUGCCAUCAAGUAUGACCCCCAGUUUGGAGACGCCUUUUUUAAUAGCAGCAAAUACGGCAUGGUGACCUACCUGCUGAGGAUGAUGACCAGCUGGGCAAUUGUCUGCAGUGUCUGGUAUCUCCCCCCAAUGACCAGAGAGCCUGACGAAGAUGCGGUGCAGUUUGCCAAUCGUGUGAAAUCUGCCAUUGCUAGGCAAGGGGGCCUUGUGGAUCUUUUGUGGGAUGGAGGCCUAAAGAGAGAAAAGGUGAAGGACACAUUCAAGGAGGAACAGCAGAAGCUCUACAGCAAGAUGAUUGUGGGCAACCACGAAGAUCGGAGCCGUUCCUGAGCUGCCAUGGCUGGGGCUUCUGCAGCACUGAUCCCAUGUGGAGGGGCACCUUCUCUCAAGGCUAUGGGCGCUCUUUGUUCUCUAGCCUCUCAGUGGUGCUGGCCAGUGGUUACUGAAAAAAAGGCCUUGCCUUAAAUUCUUGUGGUUUCCCCCACUGCCUAGGCAGCAGCAUCAGCAUCUGAGAACUGGACACCACAGUCAAAAUGGCAGCAUGGCUACCCCGUGCGCAAUCGUGUGAGCUCUGCAGGGUGCCCAUGUAUCUAUGUGUGCAUUCGUGCAUGCGUGCCUGUGUAAGAUGCUCCAGCAUGGCUCUGAGCCCAGCUGGGUGUAUUGAUUCCCUACUGCCAGUGACAGAGAUGCCUCCUGCAACAUCCCUCCAUCCUUCCUCAGCCCCCCCGCCCACCCUUGUCUCCCUUCUUCCAUCCCCCCCCCCCAAAAAAAAGAACUUACAUCAGUUGCAUGGAUUCACUUUGCAUUUUAUAAUUAAAUGGUAUAGACAAAGAUCUUGUGCUAAAUAUUUGCAGGCUGCCUUUGCAAUGGAAUUGCCCGGCUCAUAGAUGGUGUGGCAAGUUGUCUUUUUCAGAUAGGGAAGAGGUUCCUUAAAAAGAGAAGCCAAGACCAGGGGUAAUAGGUUUGCAAGAUUGACUUCCUUUUUAUGUCAUGCUUUUCUUUUGGGUGGAAGGGCAAAGCAUGUGUGGAGCUGCUGUGGUGCUGGAGCUGCGAUACAAUUAUUGACACUUGUAGAGACAGGUGUCUCUUGGAUUGGGUACUUCUGCUUUGCCUAUUAUGCGGGGAGACCAUAAAAAACCACAGCCUAAAUUACAAACAUGUAGAACUCCUGCCGCAGCAAGCUGGCUUCCAGACUUCAUAACAGAUCCUGGCUAAUUUCAGCUCAAAAGAAGCUUUUAGUAUCUGCUGAGGCAGGCAGAAGCCUCAAAUAAAGUCCAGAAUCGGAAGAGCAUGUGACGUAUGAAGUGCAGCGGCCUUCUUUGAAAUGUGCUGUUUAUAGCAUUUAUUCUCAGAAGUUAUCUCUUUCACUUCCUGAUCUUUAUUUGACAGAGUUAAAGUAACCCAUGCAUAUUGGCUUCAUCUCAGUGGACUAUUUCCUGCCAUAUUGCCCCCAUAUUUUUACUCAUAAGCUGUAUUGGAUCUCUAUGCUGAAAGGCCAGGAGAACUCUUGGGUUUGGUAUCUGUUUAAGCUCCCCUCCCCAUUUGAUCCACUGAAAAGCUGGUGCUUGCUUACAUUUCUAGCCCUCCUCAGUUCCUUGACCUGGAGACAAACAGAAUGCCAAAAGUAAUGAAGGUGCUAUUUCUCUA